AGUACGUUUUAUUUUUAUCCCAUUUCAUAUUGUAAUCGGCUCCUUGCACCCUCAAAAUCCUUAAUUUAAAAUGAAUUCAAUCUAUUUUCCACGAAUUGUUAAGUCCUGCAAUUUCGUAGCAAGGAGAUAUAUAGGAAUUACACAGUCUAAGCUUAAAUCCUUCAAGGUACAAGAUGACCAAGACUUUUUAGAAAAGGUGGAGAAGAGUAAGGAUCCAAUAAUUGUGGAUUUCUUCGCAAACUGGUGUGGUCCAUGCAAGGCAUUGGAACCAAGAUUGCAAAAUGUUAUUGCACAAAGAAAAGGUCAAAUAUCUCUUGCAAAAGUGGAUAUUGAUGAUUUAGGAGAGUUAGCUGCAAAAUACGAGGUGAGCACCAUACCUGCAUUAGUAGUUUUCCAAGAUGGUAAAGUGAAGGAGAGACUAGUAGGAUUACAAGAUGAAGACAAACUGAACACAUGGAUAGAUAAUGUGUUAAAAAAGUAAAUCGAGGCAUAAUGCUAUUAUAAUUGUAUAUUGAGUGAUAUUUGUUGGAUGUAAGAUGAUUUUAAAUAAAAAUAAAGAAUAUGUGCAUAGC
This is a messenger RNA of Diabrotica balteata, 572 nucleotides long. The record is from the annotation of a GenBank genome assembly. NCBI's taxonomy places the organism in Eukaryota, Metazoa, Arthropoda, Insecta, Coleoptera, Chrysomelidae.